GUUUAACCAUCAAAUAUGCAAUGUAGCAGAUGAGCACAGGCCACACCAAGUGAGUGAGAGACAGGAGGAUUAAGACCUAACAGUGAGUUGCAGUUUUACCCCCCUCUCUUCUCUGAAGGCACUUGUUGAGGCUGAGCAGGAGCUGCACUUUUCUCUCAGACUCAGGAGGACCCGACCCCGUCGUCCGUCACUCUCUGACAAGCAGCCAUGGGUUCCAUGGUGUGGGGCUGCGUCACUGACUUCUUCACCUACGAGACCACCAAGUCUGUGGUGGUCAAGAGCUGGUCUGUGGGCAUCAUCAACCGGAUCGUACAGCUGCUCAUCAUCUCAUAUUUUGUCGGCUGGGUCUUCAUCCACGAGAAGGCUUAUCAGUCGAUCGACACCGGCAUUGAGUCCUCUGUGAUGACCAAAGUAAAAGGCUUCGGUUACCAUCACAACCAAGUGAUGGAUGUGGCCGACUAUGUCUUCCCCCAACAGGGCGCAGGUGUCUUCUGCAUCAUGACCAAAGUCAUCAUCACACAAAAUCAGUUUCAAGGAAAAUGUCCAGAGAAUGGACAGAGGUUUAGUUGUACCAUAGAUGAAGAUUGCCACAGUCAUUUUGGCAGCAUCCAAUCCAACGGGAUAAUAACAGGUGUUUGCAUUAAAUCCUUCAAUGAGACUGUGGGUAAGUGCGAGAUUAAGGGAUGGUGUCCAGCCGAGAACGACCAAGUUAAGAUCAAACCAAUGCUAGAUGUGAACAACUUCACCAUCUUUAUCAAAAACAGUAUUCGGUUUCCCCUCUUCGAUGUCACUAGAGGGAACUUUCCCUCCACAAUGACGGCCGCACAGAUCAAGAACUGUACCUACCAUCCGGACAUCAGCCCCUCCUGCCCCAUCUUUCGUGUGGGGGACAUUCUGAACUACACCGGGCAGAACGUGGCCGGCCUGGCAGACAAGGGUGGAGAAAUAGGAAUUAACAUUCAGUGGAAGUGUAACCUGGACCUGCACAUUGAAAAUUGUGUACCCAAGUACUCAUUCACACGACUGGACGAACCGUUUGCCAAGAACGCCGUGUCCAAAGGCUACAACUUCAGAUUUGCCAAAUAUUUCAAGACAGAGAACGGGACUGAGUUUCGGACACUUCACAAAGCAUAUGCAAUCCGCUUUGACGUCAUGGUCACUGGCAAUGCAGGAAAGUUUGACACAAUCCCAACACUGAUCAACUUGGUAGCUGCCUUCACCUCUGUUGGGCUGGGUACGGUCCUCUGUGACGUUAUCUUACUGAACUUCUUGAAAGGAGCCGACCAGUACAAAGCCAAGAAGUUUGAAGAGGUGUCGGAGGCUCAGAUUGAAGCCUCUCUUGCUCAGAGCCCAGGCAGCCAGCUGUCACUCAAACCUGGCAUCAAGAGCUCUUACGACUCUGGAGCCAUUUCCCUCGAAGCGUGUGACCAACCUGACCUGUCAACAACAAUUUGAACAAACGGUCACCCUCCAUUAUCUCUCUCUUUCUCUUACAGCCUUAAUUGAAGUGAAGACAAUGUCUGCACACUGUCCUGUUACUUGCAAUACACUCAAACUGAUGAAGGACUGAGGAUCAAAAUGCUGUUUGCUUAAUAAAGUUUAUUGCAACUAAAAGGACAGCGUGCAGGAAUCGUCUUUUCUUCACCUAUGGACAAUUUCCUCCUACGCACCUGUAUACAAGUUUUUUAAGGUGUGCAUGAGCCUUCUCAUUUUAGUCUUAAUGCCCUAUUACAAGAGAUUCACUACACAUUUAUUGUCAGGACCUUGCAGUUUGACUAUGGCAAGUUUUUGGAAAUGGAAAGUCACUGCCAUCUUCACAUUUUGCAACAGAAGGUUGGAGUCAGAAGAAAAGAAUUAUUGUCUUCAGCUCAUAAUAGUAACUGGAUCCUUCUAGCCAACUCUUCACCAUUUAGAUUAGUUAAAACUAAAGCCUUUAAACUCAUAGGGAAACAUACAGUAGUAAAGAAUGUUGUUUUAUUGUGCGCAGUUUUAAUUUACAAGGCAUUUUACGGCUACAAUAAACUGCAGCCUCCUGUUUUUCAGCCAAAAAUAUUAAAGCUGAAUGAUUUUCCUUCUCAUUUCCUGUUAGCUUUGCUCGAACAAGCCGAGAUUUUAAAAAACAUGUUCAAAAAACAGUGCUGAAAAUAAACUAUUUGCACAAUUUGGAGAAUUUCUCUUUCUUGUCAUGUCCACACACUCACCAACUGGCCUUUCUCUUUGUCCUGCGCAAAUAAAAGCACUAAAGAGUCUCCUAAUGGUGUAAAGACAUAGUCAAUGGUUACAUGUGUGUGUGCGUUACUAGAGGGGGCUGCAGUGGGAUAAAUGCGUGUGUGGUUUGAGGUUUACAAAUGGACCAUUAUUAGUCCACUUCUGGGCGAUGACGCACAGUGGAUGUUACUGUACAGACUAAUGGACUGGUGUAAUUCAUCCUUUUCCAGUCUGAAAUGACAUUACAAUUCUCUUUUUUCUCUCUGCUUAUUUCUCAUGUUUACUCCCACAGUUUCAUGUCAGACAUUCACAUAAUUAUCUCAAUGUCUUGCUCUCUCUGUCACACACAUGGUGCACAUUUUAGUGCCUCCCCCUCCUCUCCCUUGUUUCACUAUAAACUGUGACCGGGGCACUAAUAGAUCAGCUAAAGAGCCUCUUAAUGGCUCUGACAGCGAUUUACGAGAGAAGAUAGCUGUGAAGGGAGGCCGCAGAGGAAUUGACAGCAGUUAGCCACCAAGUUUGAUGUACUAAUUUAAUCAUAUAAAUCUGUAUAAUGCAUGUAAUGGAAAUGACAGAAUAUGAUACACAGAGCCGUGAAGUAGUCUAUCUCUCUGAAUGAUGCCUCUGGUCACUCUGAGGCAGGUCUGUAGCUCGUCUGCGGACAGCAUGAACAAACAGUUUUCUGUCUGCUGGAGCAGCGCUUGAAGGCCAAGCAAGGCUGAGUAUGUGUGUACACGCACACAGUUCUGCUAUUGUAGAACAUAACAGAAUCUAUAAAUGUAACCGGGAUAAUGAGGUGGGGGGACUUGAGUCACAUGACUUUACUUGACGGCAUGUUCGCCUGCUGCAGCAGGUGCUCCGUCCCCACCGAGACCUGUUUCUGUCCUCACAGUGUGCCGGUGUCACACACACACACACACACACACACAUUCUCAUUGACUUAUUAAUGCUGCUGCUUAUUUAUAUCAUUGUGGCAUAUUGAUUAUGAAUACAGUCCAUCUGAUGCUCAUCUUGUUUAUUUUUUUUUGCCGUUUCAUCACUACUAUAAAUGCAGCUGUAGCCAGUAUCUCAUUAUCACUGUCCUCAUUCAUAUUUUAAAAAGCUACAAAUUAUAUUCAGCCACAAAAUAAGUCUGAAAAGCUGGAAAUCAGAGUACAGAGAGUUGUUGCAUAGAGAUGAUACUCCGUCUCAUCUAGUUGCAUUGGUGUGAACCGGCAGGUUUUUAGAAUGUUGCAUAACGGUGCGUUGCAAGUAGCUGCCUGUCAUGAAUCUUUGGUCUGAACUGGGUUUUGGAGCAAGAGUCUGUGCAGUAGCGACCUCCACGAUGUCAAGUUCUUGCCCAUCGCUAUUAAUUGUGAGCACAGCGUUUGGCACAGAUAGCUGUCAAUCAUGACAUCAAACACACUGUUUACAGCAUCAAAUAACUAAUUGAAACCAAACUUGUGAGAAAAAGGAACAACUGAACACACAGCAGUGUGAUAAGAACUACCAAAAAUGACAUAAACCCUCUUCGGGAAAACUCUAUCUGAGGGGUACCUUCGUGUUUUAGUUUGAGAACAGUCGUAUGCAAGGACUGCAGCUCAAAAAUCAGUGAUCUGACCACCACAACACCCAACUUAAUUUGUCACCAAAGACCCAUAACGAAAGGUUUGUGAAUGUGUCUUUUUAGCUAACAUCUGGGCCUUAGAGCCCAUUUAGCUUAUUUAAUCAUCAGAAUUUUUAUGACUUGACU
Epinephelus moara (kelp grouper) is the source of this 3940-nucleotide messenger RNA. RefSeq names its product purinergic receptor P2X, ligand-gated ion channel, 3a (gene p2rx3a). Gene Ontology annotation, biological process: response to ATP; monoatomic cation transmembrane transport. Lineage: Eukaryota; Metazoa; Chordata; Actinopteri; Perciformes; Serranidae. The record is from RefSeq and is a predicted model, not a curated record. Gene Ontology annotation, cellular component: plasma membrane; nuclear inner membrane. The transcript is spliced from 12 exons. The coding region runs from base 208 to 1455 and encodes 415 amino acids. Gene Ontology annotation, molecular function: purinergic nucleotide receptor activity; extracellularly ATP-gated monoatomic cation channel activity; ATP binding.